Molecule: messenger RNA, 276 nt
Organism: Eucalyptus grandis
Lineage: Eukaryota; Viridiplantae; Streptophyta; Magnoliopsida; Myrtales; Myrtaceae
Product: mitochondrial import receptor subunit TOM7-1-like
Exons: 2
Coding region: 1-276 (91 amino acids)
Biological process (GO): protein import into mitochondrial matrix
Cellular component (GO): mitochondrial outer membrane translocase complex
Source: RefSeq, a predicted model, not a curated record
AUGUUGAGGUCACGAAAACAUGGCGUCGAGGGUUUCGCUGAAGAGCGGCGGCGGCGGCGGCGGCGGCGGCAGGGGAAGGGAGGCAGGGGAGGCGGCGGCGGGCGCGCGGCGGAGGAGGACGGAUGGGCGGCGGCGCAGGCGAUCAAGGAGUGGAGCACGUGGGCGAUGAAGAAGGCCAAGGUCAUCACCCACUACGGCUUCAUCCCGCUCGUCAUCAUCAUCGGCAUGAACUCCGAGCCCAAGCCCCACCUCUCGCAGCUCCUCUCUCCCGUCUAG